UAAGCAACCGUUCGUGUAGCGGGAAAAUUUUGCUGACAAUAAUAUUCGGCAUCAAGGAAGAAUAAUUCUAGUACUGUUAAUCCAACAGCAUCUACUUGCAUCCUUCGGCUUAUUAUAUACCAUGAGUGACGAAACGACACACGAACCACCGGCAAAUCCAGAAAUUCAUUUCGAGCCCAUCGUCAGCCUUCCUAAAGUCGAAAUUAAAUCUUUGGAGGAAAAUGAGGAAGAGAUAUUUCAAAUGAGAGCCAAGCUUUAUAGAUACGACAAAAAUGGAGAGGAAAGCGAAUGGAAAGAAAGAGGAGUCGGUGUCAUAAGGAUUUUAAAACACACGGACAAAAAUACGUACAGAAUUCUCAUGCGAAGGGACAAGACUCUCAAAAUUUGUGCAAAUCAUCUCAUCACAGCCGACAUGGAGCUAAAACCAAACUGUGGGAGUGACAAGGCCUGGGUAUGGUCUGUAGCUGCUGAGUUUGCAGAUGAGGAGUGCAAAUCUGAAACCUUAGCCAUUAAAUUUGGAAAUGCAGAAAAUGCCAAAAAGUUUAAGGACAAGUUUGAAGAAUGCCAGAAAGCAUUAGAUAACAAAGAUUCAAAAUCAGAAGAGCCAGAAAGCGAUAAGUUGGCCAAGGAAUUAGAAGGUUUAAAUGUAAAAGAAAGUAAGGACACUGAAACAGUCGAAGAAAAAAAAGAUACUAAUGAACCUUCUACUUCGUCCAAAACUGAAAAAGAUGAUAAGAAAGACGAAAAGAAUGACGAAGAAGAUGUACCAGAAAAAUGAAUGCCACUGUUUACUUGUGCUAACAGGAUUCCAUGCUAAGCCCUAUGGUGUCCAUCUUACACGUUAUGAUUUUCCAGAAGAUAUAGUGCUUAUCCUCCCCAUCCUUUGGAAAUGUCAAUCUCCUCCAUGACAUACAAAUGGAUAUUCUUUAAAACCAGAAAAUCUGAAUUUGAUACAAUUGUCCUUGAAGUUUUUGCAGUGGUUGAUAUCAGUUGUCAGAAUUUAUGAACCUUCCUGAACCAGCUGCUAUAGUUAUUAUUAUUAUCUUUAUAGAUAUUUUAUUAGUUUUUUUCUUUAGAUUUCAAAUGAUUAGUAAUAUAAAAAGCUUUUAGAGUUAAUUUUUUUCCAAUUUCAGAGUUAAUUUUUAAAAAUAAACAGUCUAUAAUACGAAGUACAAAACAUAGUCUAUUGAUUGCAGAAUAUCUUACCUCCAUGUUUAAGAUUAGGAUAAGAGGUAUAAUUUAUUAUUUUAGAAUAACAAACUAAGUAGUUGGACAAAGACUUCAAAAAAUCAAAUCCUCUGGUCGAAAAUAUAAAAGAAUAUAUUGCUGGAUUCUUUUGUCCUUUAGUUUGUUUUUCCUAGUGUAGUUUCAUUUAACUUUAUUAAAAAACAAAAACAAAAGAAAACAAUAAAAUUGGUGUUGAUUCCUAGAGUGAUUUUACUUGGCCAGUGAAAUAAAUAGUAGUAGAUUGUAAUUGGAUUUCUUUUGUUUUACUUUGACUGUGAGCUAUUAACUAACUAACUAGAGAAGUUUUUUUUAUUCCUGGACCUUAUUGCUGCCAAGUAGAGUGAAGUCAUUAAACCCGUGAAAUAGAUGUUAGACUAAUACACUUUAGUAGACCCUAAUUCCAUUGUUUUCUUUUGUUUCUUCUUGACUAUUACACGUUGACUAGUUUUUAUUUCACAGGUUAAAUGCCUUCGCUCUAAAAUCAAUCUAAUGUCUAUAAAACUAAUAUCUAUUUCUAAAUGCAAUAUUAAUAUCACUAAAAUAAGACUGUGCCUCUUGUUUUUAUUCCUGGAUUUGUUACAGUAGUUUUGAAGACUUUGAGCUCUGACAUUAGCCAAAACAUAUUUAUUUCAAUCUACAUUUCUUCUUUCUGAGACAAUUGAAGGUUGGAAUGUUUUCAGAACUGUAAAUACUUUCUCAAUUGUCAUCCGUACUACGUUGCAUUUCAUUGAUUUGGUUUAGAAUAAUAAACUUGUAUUGUAAGCAA
Actinia tenebrosa (Australian red waratah sea anemone) is the source of this 1993-nucleotide messenger RNA. Its product is annotated as ran-specific GTPase-activating protein. NCBI's taxonomy places the organism in Eukaryota, Metazoa, Cnidaria, Anthozoa, Actiniaria, Actiniidae. Gene Ontology annotation, biological process: nucleocytoplasmic transport. The record is from RefSeq and is a predicted model, not a curated record. Gene Ontology annotation, cellular component: nuclear pore; cytoplasm. Gene Ontology annotation, molecular function: GTPase activator activity.